Messenger RNA from Nerophis ophidion (straightnose pipefish), 4611 nucleotides. RefSeq names its product collagen alpha-2(VI) chain-like. The coding region runs from base 254 to 3358 and encodes 1034 amino acids. The record is from RefSeq and is a predicted model, not a curated record. The transcript has 28 exons. Lineage: Eukaryota; Metazoa; Chordata; Actinopteri; Syngnathiformes; Syngnathidae.
CCCGAUCCCUCACUAUUGCAUUUCUGUUAUGGAGGCUGAGCGAUCCAUCCCUCUGGUCUCCCCAAGGCGCGGCCACGCAUGCAUCCAUACAAUACAUUGGGUGGCCCCUCGACCGGCAACUGGCCCCGAAACGGAGCUCACCAAAUAAGAUGAAGAUCUUGUUUACACUUUGAGGAAGCUGCUGGAAUUUCCCCGAGUGAGUGGCGUGUGAAAGACACUUUGGGUGAGAAGGGGGUGGUGAUAUUCCAGGAAAAUGGCAAUAAUUCAUCUACCAGGGUUCAUCUUACUGUACAUGGUCUAUGCGGCUGUGCCUCAAGAACUGACUCCUCGUGGGCCCCGGCCAUUUCCAUUGCCAGGAGACACUGCAGAUAAAAUUCUAAAACCAGAAGGUUGUGACAGUAGGAUAAUCAACUGUCCCAUCAAGCUGUUCUUCACCAUCGACACCUCCGAGACCAUUGCCCUGCAGGAGUCCCCGCCUGGUAUACUGGUGGAAAACAUCAAAGAGUUCAUGCGGAAUUUUGUCCAGAGGCUGCGGGAUGAAGAGUACCAGGGUCAGGUCCACAUCAGUUGGUCCAUCGGAGGCCUGCACUUCUCCCAGACGCAGGUGGUCUUCAGCCAGUUUGCCACAAGAGAGAGCUUCGUCAGGAGCCUCAGUGGCAUUCGAUACCUGGGCAAAGGCACCCACAUCGACUGUGCCCUUCAAAAUAUGACCUAUCACAUGACUCAGGACUAUUGGGGAAUAAAAGCCGCACUCUUCUCUGUGGUCAUCACUGACGGCCACGUGACAGGAAGUCCUUGCGGUGGGAUCAAGGUGACGGCAGAGAAGGCUCGCGAGCAGGGGAUUCGCGUUUUCUCAGUGGCGGCGUCCAGGUCCAUCGAUGAGACUGGAAUGAAGGAGAUUGCCAGCUCGCCUGCAGAAGUUUACCGCAACGACUAUUUAGCCGUGGAGAUCGUCGACGGCAGACCGAAAAUAAAGACAGAAUCUAUUGAUCGUAUUAUAAAAGCCAUGAAAUACCAAGCCUAUGAAGAGUGCUACCAACAAGAAUGCAUCAAAGCCCCUGGGAAACCUGGACCACGAGGGCCUCAAGGACCGAAAGGUCUAAAAGGAAACAGAGGUCAUCCUGGGGUAAAAGGCACAACAGGAAGACAGGGCGAUCCUGGCAUCGAGGGUCCGAUUGGACGUCCUGGACCAAAGGGAGUGGUCGGAUGGAAAGGUGACAAGGGUGAAAUAGGAGGAAGCGGAGCAAAGGGGUUGUUUGGCAUACCGGGCAGGAACGGAACUGAUGGACAGAAGGGUAAGAUUGGCCAUAUUGGAGCUCCUGGUUGCAAAGGGGAACCAGGCGACAAAGGAAAAGAUGGCUACCCGGGAGAAGUCGGGGAUACUGGGCCACCGGGCGGCAAAGGAGAAAAGGGCGACCUUGGCCUACCCGGGAAGUCAGGCCUUGCAGGCCCUGGAGGUGAACGAGGAUCAAAGGGUGAAAGAGGAAAUCCAGGGAAUCCAGGACCCCCAGGAGAAAGGGGACUACCGGGACUGAGUGGCUCAAGUGGACCAAAGGGCGAAGUGGGAGCGCCAGGAGAACAAGGACCGAAGGGAGCUCAAGGACUUCCUGGGAAAAAAGGAGAGAAGGGAGAACGAGCAGUUCAGGGAGGCCGAGGACGACCGGGGGAGGAAGGAUUCAAGGGUGCAAAGGGGGACCGUGGACUGCCAGGACCGAGGGGUCAACAAGGAGAACCAGGGAGUCCCGGAGCAAAUGGCACCAUGGGAAAUCCUGGGGAUCCUGGACCGAGAGGAGACCCAGGCAGCCAAGGACCAACGGGUGAUAAAGGAAGACCAGGAUUCAACUACCCUGGACCGAGAGGACCAUCUGGUGACAGAGGUAGCCCAGGGAGAAAAGGAACCAGGGGGAGUCGAGGCGAAUGCGGUGCAAAAGGAGACCCAGGGGAUCCAGGUCCACGUGGCGAGUCGGGGGAGCCAGGUCAGGCAGGGGAGCACGGAGCCAGAGGACCAACAGGAGACCCGGGGCCCGAGGGUGGCCAUGGACCAGAGGGUGAUCCUGCACUCACUGAUUGCGACGUCAUGACAUACAUCAGGGAGACUUGUGGUUGUUGUGACUGUGAGAGGCGCUGCGGUGCUCUGGACAUCGUAUUUGUGAUAGACAGCUCGGAGAGUGUCGGUCUGACCAACUUCACCUUGGAAAAGAACUUUGUAAUUAACACCAUUAAUCGUCUGGGAUCAAUGGCCAGUGACCCCUCGUCUCCGACUGGCACGAGAGUCGGAGUCGUGCAGUUCAGUCACAACGGGACCUUCGAGGCCGUUCGUCUGGACGAUCCCAACAUCAACUCCAUGUCUGCUUUUAAAACGGCCGUGAAGAAUCUACAGUGGAUCGCCGGGGGCACCUUCACGCCCUCGGCUCUCAAGUUCGCCUACGAUCAUCUCAUCAGGGACGGCAAGCGAGCCCGAGCCAAAGUGUCCGUGGUUGUGAUCACAGACGGACGCUUCGACCCGCGCGACGAUGAAGAUCUACUCAAGUACCUCUGCCAGGACAGUAGCGUUGUAGUGAACGCAAUCGGUGUAGGAGACAUGUUUAGAAAGUCCCAAGAUGACGAGAUUCUGGGGUCUAUAGCUUGUGACAGAAAGGAGCGAGUCACUGGGAUGAAGAAUUUUGUUGAUUUGGUGGCUGAAGACUUUAUAGACAAAAUGGAGACUGUGCUGUGUCCUGAUCCAGUUGUUGUGUGCCCCGAUCUCCCCUGCAAGAGUGAGCCUGAUGUGGCGCCCUGUGCCCAGCGGCCAGUGGAUUUAGUAUUCCUGCUUGAUGGGUCCGAGCGCCUCGGGGCACAGAACUUCCGUCACGUUCGUGAGUUCUUGCAAAAGUUGCAGGACAGACUGGUACUGGCCCGGAGCAGGACAGAUCGCCUGCGAGCUCGCUUGGCUUUGAUGCUAUACGGUAAGCAGGGCAAGAACUUUGUGGCGUUCCCUCUCACGCACGACCCCGGUCUCAUCGCCGACGGUUUAGCGCCUCUAAGUUACCUGGACUCCGCAUCGAGCGUGGGGCCGGCUAUCACACACGCCAUCGGCAGAAUACUCGGCAAGGGAACGACUCGCCAGACCAGACGCCACGCGGAGAUCGCGUUCGUUUUCAUCACAGACGGCUUCACCGACAGGAAGAACCUGGAUGAGGCGGUCAGCGCCAUGCGUAAGGCACAGGUGGUCCCCACGGUAAUCGCUGCGGGAAUGGAUGUGGAUCAAGAAGUCUUGAUGAAGCUGGCCAUGGGGGAUGAGAACGCCAUAUUCAGAGGAAAUGACUGGUCGGAGUGGCGGUCGGGCUUGUUUGACCAUUUCCUCCGGUGGGUUUGUUAAAAGAAACCACAUUGGAGACAUGAAUCUCGUACUGGUGCAACUGAUCUUAAAGGCCUACUGAAAUGAGAUGUUCUUAUUUAAACGGGGAUAGCAGGUCCAUUCUAUGAGUCAUACUUGAUCAUUUCACGAUAUUGCCAUAUUUUUGCUGAAAGUAUUUAGUAGAGAACAUCGACGAUAAAGUUCGCAACUUUUGGUCGCUAAUAAAAAAGCCUUGCCUGUACCGGAAGUCACUGGUUGUAGGGCUCCUCACAUCCUCAUAUAAAUGUGAGCCACUAGCAGUAAAAGCAAUUCGGACAGAGAAAGCGACAAUUCCCCCAUUAAUUUGAGCGAGAAUGAAAGAUUCGUGGAUGAGGAUAUUGAUAGUGAAGGACUAGAAAAAAUGAAUAAAUAAAUAAAAAGUUUAAAAAUCAAACAAACAGGCGAGGGCAAGUGAGAGCGAUUCAGAUGUUUUUAGACACAUUUACUAGGAUAAUUCUGGAAAAUCCCUUAUCUGCUAUAGUGUUGCUAGUGUUUUAGUGAGAUUAAAUAGUACCUGAAGUCGGAGGGGUGUGGCCACGGGUGUCUUGAUGCCAGAGUCUCUGAAGGAAGUCACGGCAGCUGAAUGGACAGCGCAAGCUCUGCUGAUCUUCGGUAAGAGGCGACUUUAUACCACAAUUUUCUCACCGAAAACUGCCGGUAGACAUGUAGUCGGGAUCCAUGUUUGCUUGACCGCUCUGGUCCAUAGUAAAGCUUCACCUCCGGGAAUUUUAAACAAGGAAACACCAGCUGUGUUUGUGUGGCUAAAGGCUAAAGCUUCCCACCUCCAUCUUUCUACUUUGACUUCUCCAUUGUUAAUUAAACAAAAUUGCAAAAGAUUCAGCAACACAGAUGUCCAGAAUACUGUGUAAUUAUGCGAUUAAAGCAGACUACUAAUAGCUUGGAUCGGGCUGGAAAAUAAUGUCCGCUACAUCCCGAGACGUCAAACGCGAGCUUCAUCAUACCGCAACGUUUUCAACACAACACUUCGCGGGACAUUUAAAAUUGCAAUUUAGUAAACUAAAAAGGCCGUAUUGGCAUGUGUUGCAAUGUUAAUAUUUCAUCAUUGAUAUAUAAACUAUCAGACUGCGUGGUCACUAGUAGUGGCUUUCAGUAGGUCUUUAAUGGCAUUUACAAUUCCUCCAUGCACUGUACAAUCUGACACUACAGUAUAUUCAUCCUAAGUGCUUCUUACACAAUACAUCUGUUUUCAGGUAAUAAACAGACACUGUGCUUCA